UGCCGACGGUAUGCCGGUGUGGCAUAGCAGGAGCACAGCCUGGCGCCAAAGGCCAUAAAAGACUGACGUCUGUGUCAUUGCCGUUUUCUUUGCACUCAUUCAGUUUACCUCACGUCCGAAUAUUCAUUGACAGCAAUGGAGCAAAGCGCACUUCAUCGACGCGGCGUGGGCCUCCGCGGAGUCGACCGGUCAAGUGUCUCACCAGGCUACACCCUCUUCGCCCAUCUCACCAGCCCUGGAAUUGUACGCAUGGUUGAUAACAAUGGACGCGAAGUUCACCGAUGGAAAUUCCCGUGCCGGCCAGGUCGCCAUGCUCGCAUCCUGCCCAACGGGAAUCUUGCGUACAACGGCGUUCAUCCAGACUCGCCUCGUCUUUUCCCGCUCUGGCAGAAGUAUCGGGGUGGUCUGAUGCUGCAGGUUGAUCCUGAUGGUAACGUCGUACAGAAGUGGGAGGACCCGCUAGCACAUCACGACCAAAAUCACCUGGAUGACGGCACAAUACUGUACACCGCCCUGGAGCCUUUGACCGCCGAACAAGCCAAAUCCAUUCCAGGAGGCAUCCCCGGCAGUGAAGCCCCAGACGGCAAAAUCUACUCCGACAGCAUCAAGCACGUGAACCCCCAGACCGGCGAGCUCCUCUGGCACUGGCGGCUAAUCGACAACCUGUCCCCCUCCGACUUUCCCCUCCAACCACAUUACACCCGCGACCACUACCCGCUCAUCAACUCCGUCGCCCUCCUCCGCGACGGCAACAUCCUCGCCUCCCUCCGCAGCGUCUCCGCCGUGAUCAUCAUCUCCCGCUCCACAGGCAAAGUCCUCUGGCACCUCGACUCAACCAUCAUCGCGCAACAGCACUGCGCGAGCGAACUCGACGACGGCUCCAUCCUCAUCUUCGACAACGGCACUUACCGCCACCAAGAAUCGUUUCCCUACUCCCGCGUCAUCCAAGUCGAUCGCGCAAAGAAGGAGAUCGUCUGGCAGUACAGAGACGUGAAUCCCAUGACAUUCUUCUCGCCUUUCAUGGGUGGCGCGCAGCGGCUGCGGAACGGCAACACGCUUGUGACGGAAGCGGCAUUUGGACGGAUCUUCGAAGUCACGCGGCAAGGGAAGAUGGUGUGGGAGUAUGUUGUGGAGGACUUUGCUACGUACGAUGGACUUGGAGCGGAGGAGUUGGAGGGGAUUUUCGAUUACCCUGCCAAUGCCAUCUUUCGCGCGUACAAGUAUUUGCCCGAAGAGGUGCCUUGGUUGGAGGAGAAGUUGAGGAAGGCGGAUGGGAGUCGAAAGGCGGUACUUUGAGGAGAUUCGUAGUAUUCGCAAUCAUAGAAUGUGCUUCGCUCAUUGCGUUCUCUGCCUCCAGCGACUCACCGACGAUCCACGCUCGCUGCCAUGCGGCUUCAAU
This is a messenger RNA of Neohortaea acidophila, 1399 nucleotides long. Its product is annotated as PQQ enzyme repeat protein. The transcript is spliced from 2 exons. NCBI's taxonomy places the organism in Eukaryota, Fungi, Ascomycota, Dothideomycetes, Mycosphaerellales, Teratosphaeriaceae. The record is from RefSeq and is a predicted model, not a curated record. Bases 136 to 1296 code for a protein of 386 amino acids. Gene Ontology annotation, molecular function: protein binding.